Messenger RNA from Notolabrus celidotus (New Zealand spotty), 2449 nucleotides. It is a transcript of the gene me1, whose product is annotated as malic enzyme 1, NADP(+)-dependent, cytosolic. Gene Ontology annotation, cellular component: mitochondrion. The record is from RefSeq and is a predicted model, not a curated record. Gene Ontology annotation, molecular function: NAD binding; malate dehydrogenase (decarboxylating) (NAD+) activity; malate dehydrogenase (decarboxylating) (NADP+) activity. Gene Ontology annotation, biological process: pyruvate metabolic process; malate metabolic process. The transcript has 14 exons. NCBI's taxonomy places the organism in Eukaryota, Metazoa, Chordata, Actinopteri, Labriformes, Labridae. Bases 262 to 2028 code for a protein of 588 amino acids.
AGUAAUCUGUUCUUCAUCUUUGUCAACCCCUCAUUAAAGUUUGUACCUGCGUUAGAAUAAUUGGCAUACGCCUUGCAGGUGAUACAGGAGGGACUUUGCUCAUCAAGACCUUUGGUAAACUAGAAACACUCAUUGAUAAGAACGCUCUUCUUACAUUGAACCACUUCAUUCGGAGACAGGAGCUUAGUGUGCGGACCUGCGCAUCCACUUGUUGAGUGUACAACAGUUCACCGUCGCUCUAUUUAAAGAGACAACAACAACAUGGCACACGGGCUGGUCAGACGGGAGUCUGUGGAAACCGAGAUGCACAAGUCCGAAACCAAGAGAAAAACCUUUGUUUACACUAAGAAGAGAGGCUACGAUGUGACCCGGAACCCCCACCUGAACAAGGGCAUGGCUUUCACUCUGGAGGAGCGUCUCCAGCUGGGGACCCACGGCCUUCUACCUCCCUGCUUCAUCAGCCAGGAUGUCCAGCAGCUCCGGGCACUCAAAAACUACGAAAUGCAGAAAGACGAGCUGGAUAGAUAUGUGUUUCUGAUGGGGCUCCAGGACCGAAACGAGAAGCUCUUCUACCGGUUGCUGACGUCAGACAUCGAAAGGUUCAUGCCCAUCAUUUACACUCCCACUGUGGGCCUGGCCUGCCAGCAGUAUGGACUCAUAUUUAGAAGACCAAGGGGGCUGUUCAUCACUAUUCAUGACCGAGGCCACAUCUCUACUCUGCUGCAGAACUGGCCAGAAAAAGACAUCAGGGCGGUGUGUGUGACAGACGGAGAGAGGAUCCUCGGGCUUGGAGACUUGGGCUGCUAUGGUAUGGGUAUCCCAGUGGGCAAGCUGGCCCUGUACACAGCCUGUGGAGGUGUGCCACCGCAGCAGUGCCUGCCUGUCAUGCUGGAUGUGGGAACAGACAAUGAGGCGCUGCUGAAGGACCCUCUCUACAUUGGGCUGAGACACAAGAGAGUGCGGGGCCAGGCCUAUGAUGACCUGCUGGAUGAAUUUAUGAAGGCUGUGUCUGACAGGUAUGGAAUGGACUGUCUGAUCCAGUUUGAGGACUUUGCAAAUGUUAAUGCUUUCCGUCUGCUGAGCAAGUACCGCAACAAGUACUGCACAUUCAACGAUGAUAUCCAAGGUACCGCUGCUGUAGCUGUAGCUGGACUGCUUGCUGCUCUCCGUAUCACCAACAGCAAAAUGUGUGACCACACCAUUGUCUUCCAAGGUGCAGGAGAGGCAGCAAUGGGGAUUGCUGAGCUGAUCAGCAUGGCCAUGGAGAAAGAGGGACUCGCUAAGGAAGAGUGUCUGAAGAAGAUCUGGAUGGUUGAUUCCAAAGGCCUCAUUGUCAAGGGUCGAGACCACCUGACUCAUGAGAAGGAGAGGUUUGCUCAUGAGCACCCACAGAUGAACAAUCUGGAGGAUGUGGUUCGGGAACUGAAACCCACAGCUAUCAUUGGUGUGGCAGCUGUUGCUGGAGCGUUCACUGAACAGAUCAUCAGAGACAUGGCUUCCUUCAAUGAACAACCAAUCAUCUUCGCCCUCAGCAACCCAACCAGCAAAGCAGAAUGCACUGCUGAGCAGUGUUACACACUCACAGAGGGACGGGGAAUUUUUGCCAGUGGCAGCCCGUUUGACCCCGUCACUCUGCCUGAUGGGAGGACACUCUACCCAGGCCAGGGAAACAACGCCUACAUCUUCCCUGGUGUGGGCCUGGGUGUCAUCGCCUGCGCCAUCCGACAUAUCUCAGAGGAAAUCUUCCUCACUGCAGCAGAGGCUCUUGCUAACCUGGUGACAGAGAAGGACCUUGUAGAGGGGAGACUGUAUCCUCCUCUCAGUUCUAUCGGGGACGUCUCUCGCAAACUGGCUGUCAAGAUAGUGGAGUAUGCAUACGAGCACAACAUGGCAGCUCUUCGCCCUGAGCCAUCCGACAAAGAAGCUUACGUGAACUCUCUCACCUACAGCACUGACUACGAUGAGUUUGCUGUUGACUCGUACUGCUGGCCAGAGGCCAGUAUGAAGGUGCAAUCCUGCAAACUUUAAAACACUUUACAGAGGGGCAGAAUAUUGGGACAGGGGGGAUACUUAACUACUGACCUGCAAUAUCAUCAUAAAAUAUGGCGUUGGGAUAUAAAAGAGGCUGUGUGUAGAAUUUUCUCAUUGAUAUAUUACUGUGAAAUUGAUGGUGACAACACAUGUAGAAGUUGUAGACUUGAUGUCUUUGAAUGCUCUCCAGUAGUGAAAAGAUUAGUAGUUAAAAAUAAGCUUAAGAAAAACUAUGAAGGAAAAUUCUAAGAUGUUAGAUAUUGCACUAAAGGUAGCAUCUCAUUACAUUUUACUAUAAUAUAUAUUGGGAAAGUCCUUCACAGGUUACUUUUGAUUGUACUGUAAUAGGCAGUUAUUUUAUGACUGUGUCAGCUUUAUUCCAGAAACUCUUUGUUAAAUUAAAAAAGUUAUGAAUGUU